AUGAUUUCAACAAUCGGCACAACAACAAUUCAAGCCACGAACGGCGGGACUCUGUCCACAACUACAGCACCAAACUCGCUAGUCAUGAAUCCUACGUCAAUGUUGGUAGAGAUGAAAAGCUUUAUUCCUUCUUCAUAUACUUUUGAAACAGAAAUCGAGAAGAUAAAGCAAGAACUUUUAACAAGUAAUUUAGACUGUAGUGCGAAAGAUGAAACAAAUGAACAGUAUCUUUAUGAAAUGGAGGACCUCAUCGACCAUUUGCCUAAACUACCUGAAAUUCAGCAGCAAAAACUAACUAUUCCUGAAUUCGACGAAAUUGAAGUCAAAGCAACUGACUCAGUAGAAAUUAAGAAAUUCAUACGUAAAGUAAAUUAUGAAUUCCUUGGUUUUCAUUGCAACCAUAAAGUUAUGGACAAAGAUUGCGACAUGGUUUAUAAAAAUAUUUCUGACCUUUACAAAUCCGAAGAAUUUAAGACAUACGAUAACUUUGUUUCAUUAGUUGCAAAAUGUGUAUGGCAGAUAAGAGAUAAAGAUAGAAGAGGUAAAGUAUGGAAUGAACAAAUAA
Molecule: messenger RNA, 565 nt
Organism: Trichomonas vaginalis G3
Lineage: Eukaryota; Parabasalia; Trichomonadida; Trichomonadidae
Product: organellar and viral DNA polymerase type B
Exons: 1
Source: RefSeq, a predicted model, not a curated record